UAUUAAAAAUAUAAAAUAUGUUUUUGAUAUUAAAAUUAGCGUUAUGGUUUUAGAUGAUAAUUAAAAAUAACAACCACAUACCAAAUUUAAUAUAAUUUAAAUACUAAAUUUGAUGUCAUGACUAAAGUUACUUUUAAACAAUGGAUUUAUAAAAUUGUGGUGAUUAUUUUCUAAACCGUCUAUACUAUUAUAAUAUUGUAAAGUAAAUAAUAUAUAGCUUAUUAUUCAUAAAUUAUAAUAAUUAAUGUAUUAUAAUAUAUACUCUUACAAAAAUAAUCUAAUAUAAAUUUUAUUUAUAAAUAAUAAUAUUUUAUAAUUUAUAAAUAUCUAAGUUGUCUAACUAAUAAUCUAGACAUUCAUUUAAUCAUUUUGUGCCAGGUGUUGAGUCACCAUCUGCUUAGCUCUUUCUUGAACACUGCUCUUAAAAUUUAUUUUUUGGCUUCCUAUGUUAGGCUUCCUUCUAGAAGAACUUGAUUAUUUCACAAAAGAAUCAUACCUUAUAUCAUAUGUUGUUAAUAUAAUAAUUUCAGUGUUAAAAACCCAAAAAUAGUAAAUUUUAGUUAUGCAUCCAGAUUUCUAAACCGGGACCCAAAGUUCUUUUCCAGUGGAUUCAUAUAUAUUUUCCUAUUUAUCUAUGAUAUACUGAUCUCUGUAACCUUAUACCUGAUAUUAUUAAAAGAACGUGAAACCAGAAAAAGUAUACCAUAUUUGAGUUUAGCUUUCUAUGAUUAUGAAGAGUAACAAAUAUUCCAGUUGUGCUGUCAAACAAUCACAGAGUAGUAAGAGCUAAAUAAAAACAAACAUAAAAGAGCUCUAAUUCAUUAUACAACGAAUAAUUAAGGUAUCAAACAACUGGAAAUUAAGUUGUUAAUGUGACAGAUAAUAGUUCGAAUCUGAUCAAAGGCAAAGCGAACUCGGAACAUGCCGCGUAGUCAUCAUGCAGCUAUGUGGGCUCCAACAAAGCAUGUACCACAAAUAUUGUUUAAAAAUACAAAAACUAAUGAGAAAUUUACGCAUAACGAAUAUAAUUAUUGAUUGAAAGUAAACAAUGAGAAGACGAGAUUGAUGGAUGUAAUUAAGAAUCUAUUUUGAUGAUACGUAUUCCCCCAACCUCGAUAGAAUUUGCCGGUGGUAACCAUAUAAAGAAAUGAUAAUAAAUCAAAUGCAGAUGAAUACGAAUAUAAUUAAAGAACAAUACAUAUCAUCAUCAUUAUCUCAUUAAAAAAUCCGUUGUUUAUAUGAUUAUGAAUUAGUCUUACGUAUCUUAACAUUAAAAUAACUUUUAAAAAUUUCUCAAUAUAAACAAAAAUUAAAGUAUGAUAGCGGUAUUUGAAAAAGAAAAAAGAGUGAAGAAAAAAAAAAGUGUGAAGAACAUAUAUUCGAAGUAGCAGUGUAAAACAUCAAACAAAAAAUGUAAUUAAAAUUGUUCUUUAUCGAAAGUUUGAAACUAAAGUAGAUGGAUUAACCAACCAACCCAAUAAUACUAGGGAAAUUGCAUCUCUGAAGAUGUGUUGCGGUAUAGGUCCUGUUACUUUAUCUGGUUCUGCGAGAGUACCACUUAUAAUCUACAACUGUGAGCACAAAUCACAAUUUAGUAUUUUGUGGAACUAAUCGCUGAUCACUAAUUCAUAUUAUUGAAAAGAAUUUAAACAUAAUUUGAUUGCAGUCUUGCAGAGCAUGGUCGUUAGUCCUAACAACAUGCAAACCGAACAUGGUCAUAGUAACUUGUAACUGUAGAAGGUUAAAAAAAAAACAAUUUAACUUCACAUCUAAAGGAUUCAUUCUAAUUUGCACACAAUAAAAAGGAUUCAAUUCUAAUUUACAUCAAAAUAGUUCAUCCUCCUCACCACAACAAUUACUAUAGGGCAACAUAAGAAGAUCUUUAAAAAAUAUAUACAAUAAAUGUCAAAAAACAUGCUCCCAAAAAAGAACAUGCUCGUGUGGGUUAAUAUAGAAUUAAUUACCGAAUAAUUAAGAAAAUAAUUACAAUAAAGACAGAGAGGUUAAAUAAGGCAAAGCAAACGGACAGAGGAAAGAAUCGUGUGCCUCUUUCGAAAACUCUAGUGCCAUUCUUCGGACAAUCCAUCUUCUUCUUCUUCCUUCCUUAUUGUCUCUUUCUUCACAGCUUUCAAUUCUUUUUUUAUAAAAAAGCCUUUGAUCAUUUCCUUUAUUUUAAUUAAAAUAAAAACACAUCUCUUGUACUAUUUUUUUAUUUUCCUUUUAAUUCUCUCUGGGUUGGUCGUAAAAGAGAGACUUCACUUCACAUGGUCUUUUGAAUGGGUGUGUGUGUGUGUGUAAGACUUGUUCUUAGGGAUGUGUUUUGAAGAAACCAAGUGAUUAAAGAACAAACCCACCUAUUGUAGGUUGCUUGGUUGGAAGCAAAACUGGCAGUUGGGAGAAUUCCACUUUUGAGAGAUAAAAAAAGCAUUGUUCUUUGAGAUGGGUUUCAUUGUUUGAAGAAAACUCUGUGGAGGAAGAAUAAUGGAUUACUUGUCUCAAGAGGAAGAUUUGCACUUCUUUGAUGCCAACGAGGAAGAGAUGAUGAAUCCAAGUGCUUUUGGUUUCCAUGUUUGGAAUGAUUCACCUGGAAGCGUUGUGGAGCGGCGGAGGAGGUUCUUGGAGUGGAUGGGAGUCGAAGGAGAUCUGAAGAAUAUGGAUGUCGAGUCUCAAGAGAUUUGUAUUGAAGCUGAGCAAGGGUACAGCAGUUUCUCUAGCCAAGUAUCUUCCUCUGGUUCUGGUUCAAGCGUGGUUGAAGUAGUUUCAGAGGAGUUGUCUCUGAUGAGAGUUGAUAAAAAUGUCGGUGGAUGUGAUGUGACGAGAAGGGAAAGCUCUUCAACGGCAGCAAGUUCUGAUUCCAGAUGUUGUCAGGUGAAGGAAACAGAGAAGCAGAGCAAGAAGGGAUGGUUAACAAGGCUGCUCUCUAUGGGAUGUUCCGCGGAUACAAAGGUAGAAUCUGGUGGUGGAACCAGAGCUUCUUCCACUGGCUAUGGUGAUGUGCUUUCAAGAGUUAAGGUCAAGCAUUGUAAGAAACAAGCCAAGGAGCUCUCAGCUCUUUACCAGAGUCAAGACAUUAAAGCACACAACGGUUCCAUCUUGGCGAUGAAGUUCAGCCGCGAUGGGAAGUAUCUUGCGAGCGCUGGUGAAGAUGGGGUUGUGCGUGUGUGGAAAGUCAUUGAGGACAAGAGAUCUAGACUGCUUCGAAAGGAUUGCCUUAACGAGAUAAACCCUUCUUGUAUGUACUUCGAGGUAAACGAUCUUGCUCAGUUGAAACCUGUCUUGUUGGAUGAGGAUAAGAAACCAAACAAGACGACAGAAAGUUUCAAGAAAACAUCUGAUUCAGCCUGCAUUGUCUUUCCUCCUAAAGUUUUCCGGUUAGUGGAGAAACCGUUACAUGAGUUCCGUGGCCACGCUGGUGAAGUCUUGGACAUCUCUUGGUCAAAGGAUAAUUCUCUUCUCUCGGCGUCAAUGGAUAAAACUGUCCGGUUAUGGAAACUCGGUAGCAAUGUUUGCCGUGGAGUUUUCCCUCACAAUGGUUAUGUAACUUCUGUUCAGUUCAACCCUGUAAAUGAGAACAACUUCAUGAGUGGUUCAAUUGAUGGAAAAGUUCGGAUCUGGAACAUUUCUGGUUGCAACGUUGUUGAUUGGGCAGAUCUUAAAGACAUUAUAUCCGCAGUGUGUUACCGUCCGGAUGGACAGGGAGGAAUCAUUGGUUCUCUAACCGGAAGUUGCAGAUUCUUUAGCAUGUCUGGAGACUACUUGGAGCUGGACUCUCAGAUACAUUUGCAUCACAAGAAGAAGUCUUCAAAUAAACGGAUUACUGGUUUUCAGUUCUUACCACAAGACCAGAGCAAAGUCCUGGUUGUUUCUGCGGAUUCCAAAGUCAGAAUCCUCCAAGGCAACGAUGUCGUCAGAAAAUACAAAGGCGUUUGCAAGACGAGGAGCCUCACGUCAGCGUCUCUCACGUCUGAUGGAAAGCACAUUGUUUCAGCUUGUGAGGACUCCAAUGUAUAUAUAUGGAGCAAUGUGGAGGAAUUAGAUUCAUCUUCUUCUUCCCAAACCAAGAAGAUUAAAUCUUUUGAACGUUUCUCCACCAAUGCAUCCGUUGCAGCUACCUGGAGUGGAUUCUCAGAUCACAACGCAACUCUCCCGUUUGCUUCACCCCCUUGCUUAUCUCUUAACGAAGGAUACGUCCCUGGAUCAGUUCCCAAAGGAAGCGCAACAUGGCCAGAGGAAAACUUACCUGCUAACAAUCCUCUCUCUUCAAUGACUGCAUCUCAUUACAAGUUUCUUAAGUCAUCAUACCAGAGAUCAACUAGCUCUCUGGCAUGGGGUAUGGUCAUUGUAACAGGUGGUUGGGACGGAAGGAUCAGAACGUUUCAGAACUACGGCUUGCCUGUAACUGUAACUUGAAGAAGAAUACUGGUUUGGUUUUUUUUUCCUAAGUUUGGAAAAACAAAAGCAGAUGCCAUUGUUCCUUUCUUGCUAGGCACAAGCACAUGGUUCUGGCAGGUCUAUGGUGGGGUCCCAAAGCACAAACCAGAUCUAUCCUCAGAUUUGUGCUAUUGUUCAAUAGUCAAAAGGAGACUCAAAAUGCUAUUUUUCACUAGUCAAGAUGAUGUAGAGAAAUCUAUCAAGAAGGGUCAGUGAGAGAUUUGAUGUAGACGGAGGGGAUGAUAAGGAACAGAUGUUUCUUUCUUUGGCAGUAAGUGGCGGUUGGAAAAUGGGUCUUAAUAAGUGUACGGAUUUUUCUGACAAAUAUUGACAGGCGAGUGUGGGGUCCAAAGAAGAAGAGGCAAGAGAUCAUGGAAAGGAGUGGUUGAAGCAGAAAGACGUUGAUGUUACUUCCACAGAAAAGAUCCUCCAUGGAAGAUCUUUCAUAUGAGUAAAAGAAAAAGAAAAAAAGAAGGUUUUAACGGUAGUGAAAGGUUUUGUUUGUAUAAUUUGAUUCUAACGUGUAGGCGAAUUUGUCAGCUUAUUUUGUAGAUUUAAAUAUUUGGAUUUAUGUCUGAUUAGAGGAAAAAUCAGUUGAUUGUUAGCUCCCUCUAUCUCAGAGAGGCUCCGAAAAUUUGUAUUUGUAAUUUUGUGUAAAUAUGAUCUGUUAGUACAAAAAAAAAAAAAAACUUUUUUACUGAUAUCAA
Messenger RNA from Brassica rapa (field mustard), 5138 nucleotides. Its product is annotated as WD repeat-containing protein 44. Lineage: Eukaryota; Viridiplantae; Streptophyta; Magnoliopsida; Brassicales; Brassicaceae. The record is from RefSeq and is a predicted model, not a curated record. Gene Ontology annotation, molecular function: protein binding.